Messenger RNA from Chrysochloris asiatica (Cape golden mole), 1203 nucleotides. RefSeq names its product serpin peptidase inhibitor, clade E (nexin, plasminogen activator inhibitor type 1), member 1 (gene SERPINE1). Gene Ontology annotation, molecular function: serine-type endopeptidase inhibitor activity. The record is from RefSeq and is a predicted model, not a curated record. Lineage: Eukaryota; Metazoa; Chordata; Mammalia; Afrosoricida; Chrysochloridae. The transcript is spliced from 8 exons. The coding region runs from base 1 to 1203 and encodes 400 amino acids. Gene Ontology annotation, biological process: negative regulation of plasminogen activation; negative regulation of endopeptidase activity; negative regulation of vascular wound healing.
AUGCAGAUGUCUCCAGUCACCGUCUGCCUCGCUCUGGGCCUGGCCCUCAUCGUUGGCGAAGGGUCUGCCUUAUCCGAGUCCCAAGCAGCUCACCUGGCCACAGACUUUGGUGUAAAGGUGUUUCGGCAGGUGGUUCAGGCCUCCAAGGACCGCAAUGUGGUUUUCUCACCCUAUGGGGUGGCCUCAGUGCUGGCCAUGCUGCAGGUAGCAACAGGAGGUGACACCCGGCAGCAACUCCAGGCAGCAAUGAGAUUCAAGAUUCACGAAAAGGGCAUGGCCCCUGGCCUCCGUCGGCUAUACAAGGAGCUCAUGGGGCCAUCAAACAAGGAAGAGAUCAGCACGACCGAUGCUAUCUUCAUCCAGCGGGACCUGAAGCUUGUUGAGGGCUUCAUGCCCCACUUCUUCAGGCUGUUCCGGAGCACGGUCAAGCAGGUGAACUUUACAGAAAUGGAGAGAGCAAGGUUCAUCAUCAAUGACUACGUGAAGAAACACACGAAAGGCAUGAUCAGCAACUUACUUGGCAAAGGGGCUGUGGACCAGCUGACACGCCUGGUGCUGGUGAAUGCCCUGUACUUUAAUGGUCAGUGGAAGAUGCCCUUCCCAGCCUGGGGCACCCACCACCGCCUCUUCCACAAGUCCGAUGGCAGCACCGUCUCGGUGUCCAUGAUGGCGCAGACCAACAAGUUCAGCUACACUGAGUUUUCCACUCCUGAUGGUCAUUAUUACGACAUCCUGGAAUUGCCCUACCAUGGAGACACUAUCAGCAUGUUCAUCGCUGCCCCCUAUGAGAAGGAGGUACCCCUCUCUGCCCUCACCAAUGUUCUGGAUGCUCAACUCAUCAGCCAGUGGAAAGGAAAUAUGACCAGACUGCCUCGCCUCCUGGUUCUGCCCAAAUUCUCCCUGGAGAGCCAAGUUGACCUCAGAAAGCCCUUGGAGAACUUAGGCAUGGUUGACAUGUUCAGGCCAGAGCGGGCAGACUUCACGAGUCUUUCAGAUCAAGAGCAACUCUACGUGUCACAGGCACUGCAGAAAGUGAGGAUCGAGGUGAAUGAGAGCGGUACCGUAGCAUCCUCGUCCACAGCCAUUGUCGUUUCAAGCCGAAUGGCCCCCGAAGAGAUCAUCAUGGACAGACCCUUCCUCUUUGUGGUGUGGCACAACCCCACAGGGACAGCCCUUUUCAUGGGUCAGGUGAUGGAACCCUGA